This is a messenger RNA of Panicum virgatum (switchgrass), 2250 nucleotides long. Its product is annotated as putative disease resistance RPP13-like protein 1. Gene Ontology annotation, molecular function: ADP binding; ATP binding. The coding region runs from base 107 to 1030 and encodes 307 amino acids. The record is from RefSeq and is a predicted model, not a curated record. Lineage: Eukaryota; Viridiplantae; Streptophyta; Magnoliopsida; Poales; Poaceae. The transcript is spliced from 2 exons.
CCCAAGUUCCACACCCCGCGUUGUCUCUUCGUCGUCCUCCACCUCCGGCCAGCUCGUAGUUGUUGUCCCCGUCGACCGUCGUCCCUGGUCCCAGCGUCGUCGUGAGAUGGAUAAGGCGAUUGUUCCAGACAUCGGAGUCGUCGACGACGACCCCAAGCUGCCGCUAUGGGCUUCCGGCGCCGGUUUACGGGUCGAGGUGGUGGAGCGACUCGUUGCUGCCCACCGAGAUCUCCACUCGGUGCUCACGGAGGCUCAGGAGAUGGAGAUCCAGAACCCGGCGCUGGUUCGACACCUCAGGGAAGAAGCCGAGCACAAGGCAUACGGUGCCGAGGAUCUCCUCGGCGCGCUGGAGUACUACCGCAUCCAGGGCGAGGUGGAGCAAGACGAACACAACGACGACCACGACGACGACAACAGUAAGCUUGUGCAUGACAUUGGCGACGGAAACCCGCUUCUCCCGAUACCAGCAACGGACAUACAGUUGUUCCACAAAGCUGACAGAGAAGUUAGUAACACUUGUCAGCUACCGCAUCCUGAAGUAGCUGAGGAAGAUAUCUCACGUGCGAUAGAAAAACAAGUUGUGGAAUGUCACAGAAUAACAAGUAAUGUGCGCAAAGCCCUUGAGCUUGAAGAAGUGAAUGAGAAGUGGCUACAGAUAUACCGGAGAACAUCAUCAUGGACAGAUCCUCGGGAGAUGUCACCUUUCCCCACGGAACACAAAGUUCAUGGGAGGGAUCAAGACCGGAACUGUAUAAUUAGCAAGUUAACAAGCAAGGAAUCGGCUGCACAGAACCUCUCCGUCCUCGCCAUUGUUGGUAAUGGAGGCAUGGGGAAGACAACCCUAGCCAAAGUGGGGUACAACGAUCCAGCAGUGAGGAAGCAUUUUGACAAGGCUCUGUGGCUUCAUGUUUCCGUAUAUUUCAAUGAAGCUAAGAUCACGCGAGAGCUGUUGGAGCUGUUGCGCGGGGAUAGGCACGAAGAUAUCAGCGACAUCAAGGAGCUUCAAAACAUUCUUGGAUAUGAGAUAUAGUCAAAGCGCGUUCUUGUUCUGGAUGACAUGUGGGAGGACAAUAGAAAGGAGAACUGGGAUGUGCUUCUCACACCACUGCGUACCAAUGAUGCCAAGGGAAACAUGGUCAUAAUCACAACAAGAAAAUCAUCUGUAGCAAGAAUGACAGGAGCAAGACACAACAUCAACCUACACGGUUUGAAGGAUGAGGAGUUUUGGCCUUUGUUCAAAGAAUGCGCCUUUGGGGACAAAAACCAUAAAGGGCAUUUGAAACUGCAGGAAAUCGGGCGAAAGAUAGCUGACAAGCUCAAGGGUUAUCCUUUGGCAGCAAAAAGUGUAGGCAAACUAUUGAGCAGGAGGCUGGACGAUGGGUACUGGACUAGAAUUUUGGAUAACAGUGAAUGGAAGGACCAAAAAGGUGAUGAUGAUGUCAUACCAGCGUUGAAGAUCAGUUACAACUAUCUACCAAGGCACCUCCAGAAAUGCUUCUCGUACUGUUCCAUAUUUCCAAAGAAUCAGAGGUACCAUGUACAGUGGCUAGUUAACAUUUGGAUUGCCCAGGGUUUUAUACCUUUGGCCGACCAGCAUACACAAGCAGAGGAGACUGGAAGAAGAUAUCUAGCAGACUUGAUCGAUUGGGGAUUUUUCCUAAGUGAACCUCCAAGACCAUCUUUACUCAUGCAUGAUCUAGUCCAUGAUUUAGCCCAGAUAGUUUCAUCUCAUGAAUCCUUCACCAUAGAAGAGUUGAAGCCUCCAGGUGAUUUGAACUUCAUUCGUCAUGUCACUGUAAUCACCGAGUCAGCAUAUUAUGGGCAAUUCGAUGGCACCGUCCUACCGAAUAAUGAGUACUUCAUGCAAGAAUUCGCCAACACCUUCUGCACACUGCCAAAAAAGGACCUAAGAACAUUGAUGCUGUUUGGUGCACACGACUCGAGUUUUGCCAGAACAUUUCAUCACGAGCUGGGUAAUCAGAUAAGAGCGGUUCGUGUAUUGAACAUGGAAGUGGUAUAUCCGGACCUGAACAUGUUGAUACCCAAUAUCUCGGCGUUUAUCAAUCUCCGGUAUCUCUGGCUACGCUCCUUUUACAGAGGCCUUAAAUUGCAGCUGCCAGAGGCUAUAUGUAAGCUGUACCAGUUACAAGUCCUAGAUAUUAAGGACUUCAAUCCUGAGACAGUUGUGCCGAAAGGCCUGCACAAACUGCGCAACUUGCGACAUUUUUUUGCCAGAGAGCAGCUACACGC